CGUCGGAGAUGGAGGUGUUUAUCGUAUUACUUUUAGGUGCUGGCACACUAUUUGUGUUUUACAUAAAUUACUUGCUCGGUUAUUGGAAGAGGCGUGGCUUGCCACAUGAUAAGCCAGAAUUUUUAGUCGGAAAUAUGAAUGAAUGGCGUAAAACUAAGCACAUAGCAGAAAUAUUUGCAGAUACAUAUAAACAAUAUAAAAAUACUGGUCCAUUUGCUGGAUUUUAUUUACUGAUGACAAAAUCUGCAGUAAUAACUGAUAUUGAUCUCGUAAAGCGCAUUUUGAUCAAAGAUUUCAAUAAUUUCGAUGAACGUGGACUUUUUCACAAUGAUCGCGACGAUCCUUUAACCGGUAACUUGUUUGACACCGAUGGCGACAAAUGGCGUCAAUUGCGCCACAAACUGACACCAACAUUUACCUCAGGCAAAAUGAAAAACAUGUUCUCAAUAGUCAGUAACAUUGGAUCUGAGCUUGAAGCAGUUAUUUCCGAAAAAACAAUAUCAGCACCACAAGUACUUGAGGUCAAUGAAUUUUUAGGGCGAUUUACUGCUGAUGUCAUUGGAGUUUGCGCAUUCGGUAUAGAAUGCAACAGCCUCCGUAAUCCAAACGCAGAGUUUGUGAAAAUAGGCAGACGUGUUUUCACAGAAUCAAGGCACAAUAAAGUUGUUGAAGGUCUAAUGCAUACUUUUCCAGAUAUUGCACGCAUGUUACGCAUGCGUAUCAUACCACAGGACAUUAGUGACUUUUAUAUGCGUAUUGUAAAAGAUACUGUUGGGUACAGAGAAAAAAAUAACAUUAAACGCAAUGACUUCAUGGACAUGUUGAUUGAUCUGAAAAACAGAAAACCAACCCGGGAUGAAAAUGGAAAAAUUAUUACGGGAUUAACUGAGAAUGAUGUAGCCGCCCAAUCAUUUGUGUUCUUCGUUGCGGGAUUUGAAACUUCAUCCACAACGAUGGGAUUCGCACUUUACGAAUUAGCACAAAAUCAGGACAUACAAGACAAACUGAGAAGAGAAAUAAAUGAAACCAUUAAGAAGCACAACAAUGAGUUCACGUAUGAAUGCAUGAAGGAUAUGCACUAUUUAGAGCAAGUUAUCGAUGAAACUCUACGUUUGCAUCCCGUUGGCGCUCAUUUAAUACGUAAAGCUCGUUCACACUACGAAACCUCCGAUCCGAAAUAUUAUAUUGAGGAGGGAACAUUGAUCGUAAUUCCCUCGCUAGCAAUACAUCAUGACCCAGAAUUUUAUCCCGAACCUGAAAAAUUCAAACCUGAACGUUUUUCAGCUGAGGAAAUAAAGAGCCGACCAUCGUGUACUUGGUUACCUUUUGGUGAGGGCCCACGCAAUUGCAUUGGCUUACGCUUCGGUAAAAUGCAAGCCUGCAUUGGGCUCACAUAUUUAAUUAAGAACUUUAAAUUCACGGUUGCUAAAGAAACCCAGAUUCCAUAUAUACUGGAUGUGGAACCACUAGUUUUAAAUGCAAAAAAUGGAAUUCAUUUGAUGGUGGAAAAAAUUUAAAUUCAGAUUAAGGUAUGUGUGAGUGUAAAAUGCAUGCAAGUGUUAACAAUAUUUUACUAAUGAGAGAGAUUACUAUGAAUCAACUUUUUUUAUUAUUUUUACAUAUUGUUUAUAACCUAAUUAA
This is a messenger RNA of Teleopsis dalmanni, 1641 nucleotides long. RefSeq names its product probable cytochrome P450 6a23. NCBI's taxonomy places the organism in Eukaryota, Metazoa, Arthropoda, Insecta, Diptera, Diopsidae. The transcript has 2 exons. Bases 9 to 1517 code for a protein of 502 amino acids. Gene Ontology annotation, molecular function: iron ion binding; heme binding; monooxygenase activity. The record is from RefSeq and is a predicted model, not a curated record.